AUGGAAUCCCCAAUCACCGUGCCCCGCAAACUGUGGGAGCCCCAGUACGAUCCAAAGAAAACAAUGGCGUACCAGUUCAUGCAACAAGUAAAUCGCAAAUACAACACCCGUCUUCAGACCUGGAGUGAUUUACAUGCCUGGUCUGUGAACCACCGCGCCGACUUCUGGGGCGAACUCUUCCAGCAGCAGCCCAUCAUCCACUCCGGCAGCUACUCCCGGGUCGUAGACGAAAAUGCCCGCAUGGAUUCGAUCCCCCGGUGGUUCGAGGGCGUCCAUGUCAACUUCGCGGAGAACAUGCUUUUCUGGCCGGGCUCCGAUCCCACAUAUCGUAAACGUGACGACGAAGUAGUCUGCGUAGAAGCACGAGAGGGCGCCACCGAGAUCCGCAAUUGUACGUGGAGGGAGCUGAGGGAGCAGGUAGGGCUGUUGUCCAAUGCUAUGCGGGCGAGAGGCGUGAGGAGGGGCGAUCGCGUUGCGAUUGUUGCGUCGAAUUCGAUCCAUACGAUGGUCGUAUUCCUGGCCGUUACAUCUCUAGGUGGCAUCUUCAGCAGCUCUUCCACCGACAUGGGGACCAAAGGGGUUCUGGACCGACUGAAACAGGUCAGACCGAAAUAUGUGUUCGUGGAUGACUGGGCGUUGUACAAUGGGAGAACGUAUGAUCUCAGGCCCAAAAUGACCGAGAUCGUGCAGGGCAUGCAAGGCGUUGGUGAAUUUGAAGGCAUCGUGGGCAUGCCAAGAGACCAGAAGAAGCCGUUGGACCUUUCCGGAGUCCAGCAUGCCGAAAAGCUGAGCCAUUUCCUGGAAGGUGCAAAAGGUGACAAGACCCCCAACUUCGAACGAAUUCCAUUUAGCGACCCUUUCUUGAUUGUCUAUUCCAGCGGAACAACGGGAAUGCCCAAAUGCAUCGUCCAUAACGUUGGCGGCGUGCUUCUGAAUUGCCGCAAAGAAGCAAACCUCCACAGAGAUGCCGCAAUAACUCCACCUGAGAAGCUAUGUACGCUACAGUACACCACCACUGGCUGGAUCAUGUACCUCUCUAGCUGCCUUGCACUCGUCAACGGCUCCCGUACCAUUCUCUACGAUGGCUCGCCCUUCCAGCCAGACCUCACCUCUUUCUUGAAGCUCGUCUCCGACCAGAAAGUCUCCGAUCUGGGCAUCUCCCCUCGCUGGAUGCAAACCCUCGCAACGGCCAAACCACCUGUCCUGCCCCGAGAAGCCGUGGAUCUGAGCCAUCUCCGUCGCGUCACCAGCACUGGAAUGGUCCUCUCCGAAGCGCAAUUCGAAUGGUUCUACGAUCAAGCAUUCCCGCCACACGUUCAACUGGACAACAUCUCCGGCGGCACGGACCUCGCAGCCUGCUUCACCAUGGCAAACGUCAUGUCGCCCGUCUAUAGCGGUGGCUGUGUCGGCCCCUGCCUGGGCAUGAGGGUAGAAGCAUUCGAUCAAUCAAUUCCAGAAGGCAAGCCGGGGCAAGCUCUCCCGCAUGGCGAAGCGGGAGAGCUGGUCUGCACAACCUCCUUCCCCACUCAACCCGUCAAAUUCUGGGACGACACGGACGGCAAGAAGUACUUCAAUUCCUACUUCGCGCGCUUCGACGGGGUCUGGACACAUGGAGAUUUCAUCUCCGUCCAUCCCACCACGGGCCAGGUCUUCCUUCUCGGUCGCGCGGAUGGCGUUCUCAAUCCGUCUGGUGUGAGAUUCGGCAGUGCGGAGAUUUACAAUGUCAUUGAUCUGCAUUUCGGCGACGAGGUGCAGGAUAGUAUCUGCGUCGGACAGAGGCGACCGCAAGAUAUGGAUGAGAGUGUCAUGUUAUUCUUGCUAAUGAAACCGGGGAAGAAAUUCACGCCAGAAUUGGCGAGGAAGGUGAGAGAGGCUAUCGGAAGGGAUUGUGGCAGGCGGUGUGUACCGAAGUAUAUCUUCGAGACGCCUGAGAUUCCGGUGAGUGGUUCUGCCCUUUUUUCUUUCUCUUGGUGUCUUUUGAGGUUAUAGAGCUUGAGCUGAUGAUAAUAAUGUUCGGUGUCUUCUUAGACGACUAUCAAUCUGAAAAAGGUGGAAUUACCCGUCAAGCAGAUUGUCUCUGGGAAGACGAUCAGGCCUUCGGAUACGUUGGCGAACAAGGAUUGCUUGGACUAUUAUUAUCAAUUCGCCAAGGUGGAAGAGCUGCUCCAGCCGAAGAGCAAACUCUAA
Lecanosticta acicola is the source of this 2187-nucleotide messenger RNA. NCBI's taxonomy places the organism in Eukaryota, Fungi, Ascomycota, Dothideomycetes, Mycosphaerellales, Mycosphaerellaceae. The record is from the annotation of a GenBank genome assembly.